GCAGAAAAGUCAUUCGAGUCUGAUUUUGGAUUUGGAACGGAGAGAUUGGAGUUGUGUCGAAUAAUCUGAAAUUUUUACAGAAAUCUUUUUAGUUAUUAAUUUAUUAAAACCCAUUUUUAAAUUUUAGUGUUAUGUUUUGUUAGUCUGUAAUAUUAUUUCUAAAUUUUGGUUGGUUUAUUAUAAGCAAAAUAUUAGUUAUAUCGAAUCGGUAAAGGACGUUCUUUGGGCGUAAAAAGAAAAUGGCGUGUGCUACACUCAAAAGAAAUUUGGACUGGGAGUCAUCAGCGCAGCUGCCAUCAAAGAGACGAAGAUGUGCUUUAAUUGCUGCAAGCUCGAGUACAAGUCCUGGAAUAAAAAUGUCGGACACUAAAAGUUCUGUAUUUGGAGAGACCGUUAGUGCACCUGUAAAAUUGACCCCAGAGCGCAUGGCCCAAGAGAUCUAUGAUGAGAUCAAACGGCUUCACCGACGCCGGCAGUUGCGGUUCGCGUCAGGCGUUGCUGCGUCGUGCUCGUCGUCCAGUGGUAGCGAGGGCGAUGCAUCGCCGCCUCAUCACUCGCACGCUACUCAAGGACAGAAGAUGCAUCACAGGGCAUUGUUCACUUUCAAACAGGUGCGUAUCAUUUGCGAGCGCAUGCUUCGCGAACAGGAGGCUGCCUUGCGUGCAGAAUAUGAUUCUGUUCUAAGCAACAAACUCGCUGAGCAGUAUGAGGCUUUUGUGCGUUUCAACAUUGAUCAGGUACAGCGUCGACCUCCUCCUAACACAUGCAUGCCUCUUGGAAUGGAUGCUGAGCAUAUGCAUCAGGAUCUCGUACCCAGCUAUCUGUCCUAAUAACAAAAGAAGGUGGCUUGCAGCAUUACACUGCAAAAUAUCAAGACAAACAUAUUUUGGUAUAUGUGAAUAUUAUAUGCGGGAAAAAUAUAGAGUAUCCUAAUGAUGGAUAUGUACAUUGUGAGUGGAAUUUAACUGUGACCAAUAUUGGGAAACAUUGCUUGUUACAUGUCCAUACAGUAUUAAAUAUUCCUUACAGUUGUUAUAUAAAGGUUAGCCAAUAUAUUCAUGGUUUUCUACAAUACCUAUUUUCCCAAAAUAUCCACAAUAUUGACACAGAUAAGUUCCAUGGAAUGGUCAUGCCACAUAAACAUAAAUUAGCUUAUAAUGCUUAGUUAAGAUUUGCUGCAUAAUUGUGUUCAUAGACUGAGAGGAUUCACGGGGUUUGUAUGAGGUGACAUGGCUGUAAUUAUGAGGAUUUGUUUGACCAUACUAAUAACUGGUUCGUUUGGUAUGCAGCCACGAUGGAACCAAAUAUAAACUGAUUAUGUUUUCUAAUAUGACAGAUACUAUAGAUAGACUAGUAUAUCUAAUAACACAAAUAAAUUCACACAGAGUGCCUGUUAAGAAUCAUUCUCAUGUGUUGAUUGCGAAUUAGUUAGCCAUAAUUUUGAUUUGUUUAAUUAUUUUUACUUUACUUUUAGCGUUGUCGAAAUAUAGUUGUAGUAUAUAAAUUAUAAUUUUUAUUUCUUUUGUCAAAUCCUGCUGUGUUUAGGUAACACAGGAUGUAUUUUGACAAAAUGUCCUUGUAUCAGACUAUUUGAUAAUAAUCUUUCCUUUACUCUUACAAUAGUGUAUCUAAAUAUAUGAAAUUAGUUCUCAUAUAGAAAUUUUUCGAAAAAUAAUCUUAUUACUGAUACAAAAGGGCUAAUUAGAUAGUUAGUUUUAUUUAAUUUUUUAAGUUAUUUUUUUCUCACUUAUGUAUUGUGAUUUCACAAUUACUUAUUGAGUUCUCUUUUUGAGCACCAUUGGGCUUUCAUUUAAUAAAUUGAGUUAAUAUUUUUUAUUGAAUAUGAACAGGAUAUAAUUUGUUACCAUGCAUUUUUCAAUAAAAAAAUUAGGAUAGGUCUUUUUUAAAUUGUAUUAUCAGCUCAUUAUUAGUAGGUUAUUGGCGUUUAAGAACUGAAAAUAAAUUAGCUAAACACCACUA
Molecule: messenger RNA, 1980 nt
Organism: Vanessa atalanta (red admiral)
Lineage: Eukaryota; Metazoa; Arthropoda; Insecta; Lepidoptera; Nymphalidae
Product: akirin-like
Exons: 5
Coding region: 240-830 (196 amino acids)
Biological process (GO): positive regulation of transcription by RNA polymerase II; positive regulation of innate immune response
Cellular component (GO): chromatin; nucleus
Molecular function (GO): transcription coregulator activity
Source: RefSeq, a predicted model, not a curated record